AUGCCUCCGGCACGUCCCGUCAGACAGCGGCUCGUCACCAACGAGAAUGACGAGAAUGGCGCAGUCGCCGCCCGUAUGACGCGUGCAAAGACGGCUUCGCUUCACACGGAGGAUCUCGCCGUCCCCGCCAAGCCCCUCCAAACCAAGCGGUCUGCUCAACCCGCUGCUGCGCAGCCCGGCCUGCGGAAGCGCGCCGCGCUGGGCGAUGUCAGCAAUGUCACCAAGACCGACGUGGUCGAGGCUAAGAAGGCCUCCGGCAAGGUCAGCCUGGUGUCCAAGGCUGCCCAGCCAACCGGAGUACAGAAGGCCACGUCCCGUCCCACCACCCGCACAGCCCUUGCCACCAAGGAGGCGGCCAAGAAGGCCACCGAGGUCAAGAAGUCCGGCCACGGCGCAAUCAGCACCGUCCAGAAGAGGAAAGCCGCCGCUGCAGCAGCCGCUGCUGCCGCUGCCGUGGUGAAGGAGGAGACGCCAGCCGACGAAGAGCCUGCCCGGAAGAAGGCCCACACUGCGCCAGCGCGGGCCGAGGAGCCAGUCAAAGCCAAGAAGGAGCCUGUUGUCGAAAAGGUCAUCGAGAAGGCUGUCCAAAAGGCGGCUGCCGAGAAGGCUGCCCAGAAAGCCGCUGCUGCCGAGAAGGCUGCCGAGAAGGCUGCUGAGAAGGCUGCCGAGAAGGCCGCCCAGAAAGCUGCCGCUGCCGAGAAGGUUGUCCAGAAAGCUGCCCAGAAAGCCAUCGUCGAAAAGGCUCUCCCAGUAGAGGAGCCCGUCGAAAAGUAUGAAUCGGUCGAAUUCGUCUUUCCCGAAGGCGUCAAGGAUCUCGAUAGCGAGGACCUGCACGACCCGCAGAUGGUGGCCGAAUAUGCUCCGGAGAUCUUCGAGUACCUCUGCGACCUGGAAUGCAGCUCCCUGCCGAACCCUCGCUACAUGAACCACCAAGACGAGCUGGACUGGAAGACGCGUGGUGUCCUCAUCGACUGGCUGGUCGAGGUCCACACCCGCUUCCACUUGCUGCCCGAGACGCUCUUCCUCGCCGUCAACAUUGUCGACCGGUUCCUCUCGGCCAAGGUAGUCCAGCUCGACCGCCUGCAGCUGGUCGGCGUUACCGCCAUGUUCAUUGCCGCAAAGUACGAGGAGGUCCUCUCGCCUUCGGUCAGCAGCUUCCGGCACGUGGCCGAUGAUGGAUUCAGUGAGGCCGAGAUCCUCAGCGCCGAGCGCUUCAUGCUGGGAACCCUCAACUACGAUCUCAGCUACCCGAACCCGAUGAACUUUUUGCGCCGUGUCUCGAAAGCGGACAACUAUGACAUCCAAACCCGGACCGUGGCAAAGUAUCUGACGGAGAUCAGCCUCCUCGAUCACCGGUUUAUGUCCUACCGACCCAGCCACGUUGCCGCUGCCGCCAUGUUCCUGGCACGAUUGAUUCUUGACCGGGGUGAAUGGGACGAGACCCUGUCCUUUUACGCAGGCUACAACGAGGAGGAGAUCGAGCCGGUGGCCAUUCUCAUGAUUGACUACCUGGCUCGACCGUCUACCCACGAGGCAUUCUUCAAGAAGUAUGCCAGCAAGAAGUACUUGAAGGCUUCCCUCAUCACUCGCCAGUGGGCAAAGAAGAACGCAACUCACUUCGGCAUCACGGAUACAGACCUGUCCGUGGACGAGAUCUCAUGA
Grosmannia clavigera kw1407 is the source of this 1662-nucleotide messenger RNA. Its product is annotated as g2 mitotic-specific cyclin-b. The transcript is spliced from 4 exons. The coding region runs from base 1 to 1662 and encodes 553 amino acids. NCBI's taxonomy places the organism in Eukaryota, Fungi, Ascomycota, Sordariomycetes, Ophiostomatales, Ophiostomataceae. Gene Ontology annotation, cellular component: nucleus; centrosome; cytoplasm. The record is from RefSeq and is a predicted model, not a curated record. Gene Ontology annotation, molecular function: cyclin-dependent protein serine/threonine kinase regulator activity. Gene Ontology annotation, biological process: regulation of cyclin-dependent protein serine/threonine kinase activity; G2/M transition of mitotic cell cycle.